CAGAGGUUUGAGAAAAUUGUGAAGAACGGGCGGAUGUUGCUUUGUGAUCUGAAACUGUGCAAAUACCUGGGUCGCCUUAAUCAAGUUGUACUAAAGAUUGCAAUAUUUAAUUUCCGCAGUAUGUCAGGUCAACAAAUAUCCCAACGCUUCAUCGUUCAAAACUGGGAUUUAAAAGUUUCACGGUGCUUUUAAAAUGAUUCUCAAUUUUCCUCAGACUGUCUAGCGCCACUGUGUCCCAUGUCCCGCCUAUCACAGUAAUGGCCAAUGAAAGCACAGGGACGUUUUGAUAUGCCAAUCGCUACGCGAGCUUCAACGCGGUUCCUGGACCUUUACCUAGCCAGCUCUGGUUGAGAUAAUUCAUCGCGUUUGGGAAAUGGCGGCGGUGCAAGAUGGGUCGAUCGAACCGGAGAAUGAGAAAGAAAUGAAAACAGAACCGUUGAACGACGCAGCAGGAAACCACACCGCCUCCGUUGGUGGUGUUCUUUCCUCGUCUCCGGUCGCCGCAUCAUCGGUCGGAACACCGAAAGCCAACGCGGGGUCAGACGAACAGCAGACCUUGAUUGCCGUACUGCAGUUUCUCAAGAGGAACAAGUUGGUCGAAUCGGUCGAUAUUCUGCGCCGAGAAGCUGGAAUUUUGGAAGACCUAGACGACACCCAGGGCUCCGAUGCAGCGGGAACAGGAUCAGGUGGUGGUGUGAAUACAGGCGUUGAGGGUAGGGAUGCAUCGUCCUCCCUUUUCAACCGCGUGUCAGCUGCCACCACCGCCCCUUCAAGCGCCGCAGCUCCGGCUCCUGCUCCUGCGAAAGGUGGGGAGGACCAACCGGACGUGAACGUCGUCCUAUCGGCGUACAGCCAGCAGGGGGACCCGGUGCUGUACCCGGUGUAUUACAACGGACUGAAGAACUUCAUCGAGUCGGUCCUGGACUGCCACCGAGCCGAGCUCUCCCAAGUGUUCUAUCCGCUGUUUGUACACAUGUAUUUGGAGCUGGUGUACAACAACCACGAAAAUGAAGCGAAGGCAUUUUUUGAAAAGUUCAGCGGAGACCAGGAGUGUUACUACCAGGACGACUUGCGCGUGCUGUCGGGCCUGAGCAAGAGGGAGCACAUGAAGGGCAACGAGACGCUGCUGGACUUCCGCACCAGCAAGUUCGUGCUGCGCAUCUCCAGGGACUCCUACCAGCUGCUGAAGAGGCACCUGCAGGAGCGGCAGAACAACCAGAUCUGGAACAUCAUCCAGGAGCACCUCUACAUCGACAUCUUCGACGGCAUGCCGCGGAGCAAGGGCCAGAUCGACAGCAUGUCGGGGAGCCUGGCCGGGGAGGCCAAGCGCGAGGCCAACAAGGCUAAGGUGUUCUACGGGCUGUUGAAGGAGCCAGAGAUCGAGGUGCCCCUCGACGACGAAGACGAGGAGGCUGAAAACGAAGAAGGCAAGCCCAAGAAGAAGAAACCCAAGAAGGACAGCAUGGGGUCAAAGAGCAAAAAACAGGACCCAAACGCACCCCAGCAGAACAGAAUCCCUCUCCCGGAGCUGAAGGACUCGGACAAGCUGGAUAAGAUCAUGAACAUGAAGGAGGCCACGAAAAGGAUUCGUCUGGGUCCCGACACCCUGCCGUCCAUCUGCUUCUACUCCUUCCUCAACGCGUAUCAGGGUCUGACGGCGGUGGACUUCACCGACGACUCCAGCCUGAUCGCGGGAGGGUUCGCCGACUCCACGGUGCGCGUGUGGAGCGUGACGCCCAAGAAGCUCCGUGGAGUCAAGUCCGCGGCCGACCUGAGUCUGAUCGAUAAGGAGUCGGACGACGUGCUGGAGAGGAUAAUGGAUGAGAAGACGGCGAGCGAGUCCAAGAUCCUGUACGGGCACGGUGGUCCUGUGUACGGCAUUAGCUUCAGCCCGGACAGGAACUACCUGUUGUCGUGCUCUGAGGAUGGCACUGUUCGGCUGUGGAGUCUGCAGACCUUCACAUGUCUGGUGGGGUACAAGGGGCACAAUUACCCCGUCUGGGACACGCAGUUCUCACCCUACGGCUACUAUUUCGUGUCCGGGGGCCACGACCGAAUCGCUCGGCUCUGGGCCACGGAUCACUACCAGCCGCUGCGCAUGUUCGCGGGCCACCUGGCCGACAUCACCUGCACCCGCUUCCACCCCAACUCCAACUACGUGGCCACCGGGUCAGCGGACCGCACCAUCCGGAUGUGGGACAUCCUGAGCGGGAACUGCGUCCGGAUCUUCACCGGACACAAGGGGCCAAUCCAUUCCCUGGCCUUCUCGCCGAACGGGAAGUUCCUGGCGUCGGGGGCGACGGACGGCAGGGUGCUCCUGUGGGACAUCGGCCACGGCCUGAUGAUCGGGGAGCUGAAGGGCCACAUGGACACGGUCUACGCCCUGAGAUUCAGCCGAGACGGGGAGAUCCUGGCCUCAGGUUCGAUGGAUAACACCGUCCGGCUGUGGGACUCCUUGAAGGCGUUCGACGACAUCGAGACAGACGACUUCACCGCGGCCACAGGGCACAUCCACCUGCCGGAGAACUCCCAGGAGCUGCUGCUGGGCACGUACAUGACCAAAUCCACGCCCGUCAUCCACCUGCACUUCACCCGAAGGAAUUUACUGCUGGCCGCUGGGGCCUACAAUCCCUAGCAGCGUUCAUCCCUAACCAGAUUAUCUUCUGCAAGUAUGGCCCGCUGUGCAUUUUUCAUCCUGAACGCGGAACGCAAAAUAACGUAGCCCGCACGGUUCGCUCAUUAGACGGCCGUGUCCUUAUCUUUAUUUGCCGGGAUGAAACUUGUACAGGUGCUCAGAGAUGAGGAAAUGUUUAAACAAAGGCUGUCAGGAAGUAUUUUCCUCUGAUGCUAAAUGUGCAAACUGAAUGUUCGUCAGUUAUAACGUAUGAGAGACCUGCCAUUCAGAUGUGAUUGCUUACCAGUUCUAGCUAGCUGUUCCGACCAGUGUUGACGUGUAAAAUACUGUGGUCCUAUGCAUCGAGUGGCACUUUAAAUUAUACAGUCUUUUUUAUUGUCAUACAGUCACUGCCAGGAUCACAUUGUUUCCUCAAUUAUGCCCACAUGUAUAGUCUUUUAUACAGUUACAUUACAGUGUAAAUAAAACACAUUUUCUAUGUA
This is a messenger RNA of Anguilla rostrata (American eel), 3117 nucleotides long. It is a transcript of the gene taf5, whose product is annotated as TAF5 RNA polymerase II, TATA box binding protein (TBP)-associated factor. Gene Ontology annotation, cellular component: transcription factor TFIID complex. The coding region runs from base 374 to 2635 and encodes 753 amino acids. The record is from RefSeq and is a predicted model, not a curated record. The transcript has 11 exons. Gene Ontology annotation, molecular function: protein binding; RNA polymerase II general transcription initiation factor activity. Gene Ontology annotation, biological process: transcription initiation at RNA polymerase II promoter. NCBI's taxonomy places the organism in Eukaryota, Metazoa, Chordata, Actinopteri, Anguilliformes, Anguillidae.